AUGCCGCAAGCACGGACGAUGGCUGCACGCUGUCGCCUAUUGGCUCUGGUCGUCCUCAUCUCAUUAGGGGUAAUAACUUUGCUGCAAUCGCUGCAGAGAACCCCUAGCAUACAUGAUAUUCCACUUUCAAUCCGCGGACACAGAUUUGGAAGUUCUUCAGGACCGAAACGCUCUCCGUCAAUUCGCAUCAAGAAGGUAUCGGCACUUUUCGGCGAACCGAAUUAUCUUUAUGAAGCUGCUCUUGCGACCCACGAACGGCACAAUGCCUUGCAUGGAUAUCAGAUGCAGGUACUACGAGAACGUAUCCAUGCAAGCUUUUUGGCCAAGCCAGCGUAUCUGAUGUCUGUUCUCGUUGAAGAAUUGGCCAAGCCGUGGGAUGAGCGUGCGCAGUGGCUGGCCUGGGUUGAUCCGGACACACUCGUGUUGAAUCAGCAAAUUCCGCUGGAGCUCUUCAUGCCCCCUCCGGAUGAGGAGAUCAACUUGAUCGCAACUCAUGACGAUGAUGGCUACUUCAACGGCGGUGUUUUCUUCUUGAAGGUCGAUAGCUGGUCUCUGGAGUUUUUGAUACAAGUGCUUGCAGUGCCUCUUACAGACAGGAAGCAUCACGUCUCACUGAACAAGGAUCACGCGGCCCUUGAACAAAUCAUGGAGAACCAAAGAUUCCGCAGCAGGGUAACUUACCAGCCUAGACUCUGGUACAACGCCUUCGAUUACAACAAGACGUACGAAGGUGAAUCUGGAAACCUGAUGGUGCAUCUUCUCGACCUCGGCGGAGACAAAUGGGCUAGGAUGGACAAGUACCUGGGCAACGUGACAAGCAAAGUCAACCCGCAUGAAGUGCCGCUUGAGCAGACGACGUAUGAGAAGCAAGUUCAGAGUUUCUGGAAGAGAAUGGCAGAUUCACGUAAGAUUCUCAAGGAAGCAAAGUUAAAGGAAAAGGGUCACGAUGGCAUUAAGGAAGCAGCGAGAAGAUUGAAAUUCGCAUUGGAUUUUGAGACGGACAAUGAGGUGGUGAUCAGAGGAGCAUACGAUUCGUUGCUCAAGGCUUUGUACGAGAACAAGUAA
Messenger RNA from Aureobasidium melanogenum CBS 110374, 1065 nucleotides. RefSeq lists its product as uncharacterized. Gene Ontology annotation, biological process: protein N-linked glycosylation. The record is from RefSeq and is a predicted model, not a curated record. NCBI's taxonomy places the organism in Eukaryota, Fungi, Ascomycota, Dothideomycetes, Dothideales, Saccotheciaceae. The coding region runs from base 1 to 1065 and encodes 354 amino acids. The transcript is spliced from 3 exons. Gene Ontology annotation, molecular function: glycosyltransferase activity. Gene Ontology annotation, cellular component: Golgi membrane.